AUAGGUAGAAAUAGUGCAACAGUACCGUGGAAGUGACGUCUGACAUGCGUUUGUCCAUUAUUUCGUGUAUUAAUGUAUACUCUAUGUUGAUUAAAAAUCUGUGUUCACAGUGGUCAGUUUAUACGUAAAUACGCACAAGAUUGUGAAUAAGGACUGAAAUAAAAUGCUUAAAUAUAUUACAGUUAUUUCGAAGUAUACGUAUGUGAAUAAAUAAGUGAUAUUUUCUACGAGUGGCAUAAGAAGAUAAACAUAAGCUUGACCUUGAUGGUGUUUACUUGCUGCGUUUCUUGAGAAGUUAUUAGAAAAGACGAAAAUCUGACAGACAGAACUGAUGUUUGGCAAAAUGAAGGAGAAAUUUAGACUAAACAUGGAAAUGCUCCCGUGCGUCGAGUUUGGUCGAUUCGUGAUAUGUAGUACACGAUAUUUUCUGAAGGUGUGCGUUCGCAGAAGUAUGAACUUCGAGUGGUCUUGGUGCUAUGCGUCUACUAAGGCAGAGCAUAAAAACAUACAAAGUUUGUUAAUUUCGACACUGACAGAAUGAGACAAGGGCGCGGAGGACAGCGGAACAAGAAAUGCUGUAGAGGUCGUGGUGCACCACCAAUCACGCUGCCAGCAACACUGGAGGACCCUGCUGCCACCUGGAAGGGACCGCCACCCGGUUCGGAGCCCCAGAACUUUUCUCAGAACUCUAAUCAGAACUUCUCCGGACCGCCGGCGGGCUUCCAGGGGCCAUCGCCCUUCCAGGGCCCGCCGGCCGGUGCCGGCUCACCUGCGGGUGCUCCCCCUUACUCAGGAGGACCACCACCUGGUUCAGGAACACCUCAGUACACUGCUUCACCUGCUCCAUCUGGUUCAUCUACGCCAGGACCGGGACCACCUCAGUCGGCCGGAUUCCCUCCACCUCCGAAUAAUGGUCCACCUUACAACGGACCUGGUCCCGGCCCCGGGCCAUUCGGAUCGCCGUCUGCCGGUGCUCCUGGUCCCGGACCUGGACCUCAGUUUGUUGGACGGCCUGGAUCCUCAGGACCACCGUUUGUGGGCGGACCUCCGGGUGCAGGGAACCCUCACUUUGCCUCACCGGGACAGCCAUUUGGAGGCCCUCAGUUUGGUAUUCCUCCUGGUUCACCAUUUGGACACGGCCCCGGACACCCAAUUCCAGGACCUAUUCCAGCACACGGCAUGAUGCCGGGGCAGAUACCAGGACCCAAUCCCGUCGACAGGAUAGACCAGGGCCUGGCGUCUCGUGUAAAUGUGGGCGAGGUUUCUGCGGCUGUGCCCGGAGCUAUCGCCCAGGCCGGGGUUUCGCCUUGUCUGCACUGCGACUCGCUGACGCAAACAUACUGGUAUCGCAGCAAAUCUCUUCCUGUUCCCAGGCGUCAUACGCCGUACUUCGGCCAGCCUGACUAUCGUAUUUACGAGCUUAACAAGAGGCUUCAGCAGAGGACAGAGGAGAGUGAUAAUCUCUGGUGGGAUGCCUUUGCCACUGAGUUUUUUGAAGACGAUGCCACGCUCACGCUAACAUUUUGUUUAGAGGAUGGGCCCAAGAGAUACACUAUAGGUAGGACACUUAUACCAAGAUACUUUCGGAGUAUCUUUGAAGGUGGUGUGACAGAGCUGUAUUAUAAUUUGAAACAUCCUAAGGAGUCCUUCCACAAUACAAGUAUUACUCUGGACUGCGAUCAGUGCACAAUGGUGACGCACCAUGGGAAACCAAUGUUCACAAAGGCACCGGUUGCUGUACAGGUGUGCACGGAAGGCAGACUCAUCCUGGAGUUCACGUUUGACGACUUGAUGCGCAUCAAGUCGUGGCAUUUCGCUGUACGGACACAUCGUGAAUUGGUGCCUCGAACUGUAGUUGGAAUGCACUCCCAGCAGGACCCGGGAAUGCUGGACCAGCUAUCGAAGAACAUCACACGGCAGGGCAUCACAAAUUCAACGCUCAACUACCUCAGGCUAUGUGUGAUCUUGGAGCCCAUGCAGGAGCUGAUGUCGCGGCACAAAGCUUAUGCGCUCAGUCCGCGAGACUGUCUCAAGACCACACUCUUCCAGAAGUGGCAGAGGAUGGUUGCCCCGCCGGGUAAGAGAGAGUCACAGCGACCAGCAAACAAGAGGCGGAAACGGAAAGGUUCCCAAUCUGGCGGUGCUGCCAACAAUGCUCCUCCUGCGCCCAACAAGAAACGCUCGCCUGGACCAAAUUUCUCUUUAGCAUCACAGGAUGUAAUGGUUGUUGGCGAACCAUCACUGAUGGGUGGCGAGUUCGGGGAUGAGGACGAGAGGCUCAUAACACGGUUGGAGAACACACAGUAUGAUGCGGCCAACUCCCUGGACCACGACAACCACGGCUUCUCGGACUCGCCUAUGACGGGGGGCCCUAAUUCGUGGGGGGGAGGAGGGCCAGUAGGUGGGCCUGGAGUGGGCGGACCUGUGGCCGAUAGGGGACCCGGUGUCCCACCUCAGGGCAACACGCCGUCCAGCCAGGACUCGGACAAGAAAUCUCCAGCUGUGAGUCAGUGAUAGUGCGCACUGUGAGGUGAGGCAAGGGGAGGCCGAAGUAAGAGUGUUCGUGUAACACUGAGGCACUCCUAAAGCUGUGUGUGCCAUUCUUGUUGAAGUGUCGUUUCUUUCUGACAGGUGGCCAACACAUUAUUUAAAAUAAAUUUUAAUGUGGACAUAAAAAUAAAGUAUUCAGAUAAAUUUCUAUUUCAAGGUGUUCAUAGUCUGUGCAUGACUAUGUAGAAAUUGUAAUAUUGACACUACUUUAUUAUAGAUUAGUUUGGAGAAAUUGUGCAAUGCAAAUAGACUCCUCCAAGGAAAGAGGUAUGUUGGUGUUCAGUUCUGGUAGUGUUCAUUAUUGGAUAAGGGUUUUCUGAACACGAUCUCCAACACCAUUGGAAUAAUCUGAAAAUCAUUGAUUUUAGAUAUUCAGAUUUUCAUAUGUAAUAAAUAACAUAGUUGUAGUUGUCUUAUUCAGUAAAAAAAAAAGCUCUUCAUGCUAUUCAUUUAUAAAUGAAUUGUGUUUUAAUUACACAGGACGAAUACUCAACAGAGUAGGCUUUCUCAUACCUGUUACAUAAAAUUGUAAUUUAUUUUAAAUUAUUGUACAUUAUUUAUGUAGUUUAAAUUAGUGCUUGCUCAAUAUUUUAUGAAAUGUAAAGAUAGUUACAAAUAUUUCAGUUUUGUGCUAAAAGCCAAGGUGUGUGAAUAAAGUUAGAUGAAACUCUUUUGAAAUCCAUAAAUUUAGUUUCGUUACAGUCACAUCUUGCAUUGCUUUCACAGUCAGCACUAGUUUAAAUUACUGCUUUUGUUCUCUCCAUUAUUAUCCGCAAGAUGCAUAAAGAAUUUGUGAUAUCUCUUCCUGAAACUAUUUUUUUUUAUCUUUUUGAUUAUCUAUUCAUUAUUUGACCAGCAUAUUUGUGAAGAAGUAAAGUUUUGCAUCUCUACAGGGAAUGGAUUUUAUCAUCUGUUAGUGCACCUCACUUUUACAAAAUCAUAAUAUCGUUUUGAAGUUGUUCAUUGUACUGGUAAGAAAGAAUUGUCUUCAAGCUUCAAAUUGUAUAUUUAAUUUUGAGCCGUUUGUUCUAACAAUCUUUUGUUUCUGAGGAGCUGCAGUCAGUGGAAUGCCAUGCUGCAUAUGAAAAAUACUUUUAAUAACAACUUCAGUAUUAUACAGUCUGUUGGAAACAUAAUUUAAAAGCAUUUAGGAAACUUAUUUGUUGGAUAUUUUUCAGUAGCAUCUCAUUUCUGUGUAACGUGAGGUUUACUUCCCACAUGUUGUCAGUGCAUGGUACAGCACAUUAUUGUAUACACAUUCAGUGAUACAGAAAAGUGUUCCCAAGCAUUGAUUUGAUGAUGGUAGUAGCAGCCUUAACUGUUUGUAAAUGGGAAGUCAAAACUACAUUAGUGUGUCUGAUCUUAUCACAAUUAUUUUGUGUAACAAAUAAGAGAGUGGCAAUGUUGUUAUAGUGUGACUGCUGAGCUGCUUGUAAUCACUGAAUUAAAAAAAAAAAAUAUUUGUUUGAUCCUGUCUUGGGUGAUUCAGACAGUUCAUACAUUUCCGUUUCCCAAAAUAAAAUUAUUGAGGAUGAGGCAUCAGCUGCUGUGAUAUUGUUGUUCCAGCAGUAACCAAUUUUAAUUUUUUCUUUUUGUCCAAUGUUGGUUGUUGUUUGUUUCCUGGUGCUCUAAAGUGGAAAAGUGAAAGAGAAAUACGUGAUGUCUUUUUGAUGUAUGCUGUGCAUUCAAUGGAAACAAUAGUCUUAUCUAAUUUCUAUGUUUUUUGAUGUAUUUUAAAUUACAAACGUAAGACAUUAGAUAUUACCUUCACUGAAUAUUUUGGAGGCAAGUACUUCUACAUUGGUUUCUGCCAGAAGAAUGCUUACAAAGCUGUCUGUCUUAUUGUAUUGUACACAUGAAGUAUGAAACUUUCUUUUGUCUGGAAUAAUACAUAUUGUUUACCUAUGUAUUGGACACUUCAGGAAUAAUUGCAGUUCCUAAUUUAAUAUUUUUGUGUGUUGUACAAAAAUGUAUUCAUGGAAUGAAACUUGACUGUUUUGUGAAGUGCUAUAAAUGUGUAUUUAUAAAAUCUUCAACCACUUGCAGAUAACUCUGCAACAUUACAAGAAGAACAGCCUUUGAAGUACAAUUUUUGAUAGCAAAAAAAUAUAAAGACAGCAACUUAAUGAUACAAGUAGCACAGUGUUAUUUCUUAUUUUAUACACAUAGCGUUUUAUACAACUUGAUUUUGAUGUCUCAUUUAUGCAGGUAAAAAUGGUGUGUUGCUUGCAAAGUACAUAACCAGUAAUGCAGUUGAUCUCAAUAUCUUUUUGUUUGAUCUUGAGAAACAGCCUACAAUUUUUAAAUACUAUUUGAUCAAGUAGCUGCACUGUAACAAGAAUCUUCUUAAUUUGAAAAACAAAACAAAAAAGCAAAAACAAAACAGACAUUUAAGGAACAAUUAGAAGUAAUUUGACUGGCAAAUCCGUGACUCUACACAGUCUUCCAAGUAAUUCGUUCUUUCUUUCUUAAUGACAUAUACAUGUCACUCAACAGAUAAUCCCCAUGAAUCUGAUGAAAUUUGUGUGUCAACUGAUCUUAUUACAUUAGCAUAGUCUUCCUUUACUUCAACAUGUUUCUUUAAUUUCAUUAACAUUGGUAUAGUUUCACUGGGACACAUGUAAAUGCCUUAUUCUAUUACUGGUUCAUUAUGAUAAUCUUUGGAUUAAAUGUAAAGGUAUAUGAUGAACAUUUAUCAUACUUCAAAAUGUACUAUAGUCCAGAUUUGGACUCAAAAGUAUGUGUUACGUUUUACAAACAUUUGUCCCUGGUUAACCUUCAGCUGUUAAGUGAGCUGGAGAUGCAGAAAGUCUGUCAGGCAUUUCUUGUAUUCACAUCUAAUUUAAUUUGAUCUUUUAUUAUUAGCCACUUGCACUAGGCUUCUAAUUUCUGAUCAUCAGGUGAGUAGUUCUAAAAUAGAUAUUCAUGGAAAUUUGAAGUAGUUACUUGUUUCAGACCAAUACUCUAAUACAAGCUCAUAUCUUAUAAAAUAUUAACAAUUUCUGAAAAUAAAUUUAACUUCGGUUCAAGAAUGACUCACUUUUCCACUUUCCAGCAUUUGUCAGCACACUCUGUAUUCAAGUAUUAACAGUUUUUGAACCUUGAGGAAACUAAAAUAGGAAGGUGGCAUAAAUAGUGCUGAAGUAAACAGUGCGUCACUAUUACUACUGGUCUAACACUAAAGCCCACUAUGAGGAAAACUGAAUGUCUUGACAUGCUUCCCACAUCCAACCCACGAAGGCCUUCUCUCUCUUUUAAUUGCUAUCCAUGAAACAGUAUAAAUACAUUAAACUGUGUGACUCUUUGAGUGACCUUUUCAAGUACACCAUUAUCUGAAACAAGGUAGGUAUGGAGGAAUAAUUUUAUUGAAGCAGUUAUUCUCUAAAUAUUGUGUUUUGGUGUCUUCUGAAUAGUAUUUCUCCUUAUAUUAGUACUUUGAUUGCUACAUUGUUUUGCUAAAUAUUGGAUUGUGCAAUCAGUGCCAGUCUUAAAAAAUACCUGAUGAACCCAGUUACUCCUUUCUUUUCGUUUCAUCUUUGAGAUUGAUUGAAGAUGUAUACCUAUAGUCUACAGUCCUGAUAAGUAUGGCAUUACUAAUCCUGUUUUUUGUUUAGGUGCAGGUUAAAUGACAACACGUAAAACAGUUUCAUUUCCUACUUAACUGUUGGCUUUUCAAGGCCCUGGCAGUUUUAAAUUGUCACUUCAAGAGGAGUUGUGAAAUAUUAUGGUGGAAUUUUUUUGGAAGUCCUACAAAAGAAAUUUAGGAGCAGAAUUAAUUACGUAUCAAUGCUCUUGAUACAAGACCCAGAUUGCACAAAUGCUGGGAGUAUUUCUAAGGAGAAUACCAGUUACCAUCUCACUCCCUUCUUUGCAUUAAAAUAGCUAGUGCCCAAGUUUAAGAACAAGAAUUAAGAGCACUUCUGUACUACUGUUAAAUGCAUCACUUGAAGUGAAUAGGUAACUUGCUGUUCAGAAAACUAUAGUGACACAUUUUGGGUACAGCACAUUUUGAGAAUGUCUGCCAAAUCAAAUAUAAAGUCAUAAGCACAAGCAUAAUGUACAAAAGUCAUUAACAGUAAUGAUAGCUAAGGUUUUAAAAAAAAUUCAAAAUAAAGUAAUCAUACCAAACAAGUUGCCUUCAUAGAAAUUUGGAAUCACAGGCAUACAUCCUCACCAUCAGUGAUGAUGGAGUGUUGCUAUUACAAAACAUGCCACCAGGUAUUGUGGGUGUAUGGGUUCAGUGAUGUUAAUUGCAUCCACAGAGAUAAACAAACAAUUUGAUAACAAAAUAUUAUAUGAAAAUUUUACAGAAAUAAGAGUGAAACUAUCAGUUUACAACACAAAAUAAAAUAGAUAUAUAAGAAAAAUAAAGCACACAAUUAUUAACCACUGUUAAAUACUUGAUAGAAACUGAACUAUGGGAUGAUUAUGUGAAUCAUUAAACAUGAUGUUAUUGGGAUGCAGACAGGUAUACACAGGAAGCCAGUUAUAAAUAUGGUGACACAAGUCAGAAAUUAUGUUUUCUGUUAGUAUAUUUGAUGCCCCAGCUGUAAGAAUUGUCAGUGAAGCCUGAAACUUUCAUGUGGUUGCCCUUUGCUUCCAUGUGUCUUCCACUUUUAUCUUCAUUUUUGUGACUCUGUUUCUUCCUUCUGUCUGAGAGUCUCUAGUUCCUGUUUCAGCUGAUUGUAUCAAACAGUCAUCGUAAGUUAUGUCACUAAAGCAAUUACUGCAUGGCUGCCAUUCAACUUUUCCUUUAUGAAGAGACUCCUUCCUCCAGCAUCCAAAGUUGUAGAAAUGUUUUAUUUUUAGUUUCUUCAAUUAUAAGUUCAUCAAUUUUUUGUUUAAAUUCUGUUUUCACUUAGUUUAUAAAACAGCUAUGUAGUUUGGAGGUGACAGCUGGAUUUCUUCCCAUAAGUUUUCCGUAGCAGUAUUGCAUCACUCCAUCAUCAAUAUUCCUGCAGAUUGCUUUAACACAUUGACUGCCAUGUGGCCACUGGCGGCACUACAGGCAACUCUGCUGCACCACCGGUGGGCUUGUGCCAGUCAAUGUGGUAAAGAUGCUUUCCAUGGUUCUUAAAUAAUAAUAAUAAUAAUUUCAUACACUUGGGUCCCAUAUCACCAGCAUUUAACAUACUACUUAUAUCCAUCAUAACAUUAUUCAAAACCUCCACAGUUUGAGCAAAGACCUCCCUUUAUCCCACUACUUGCUUGGGAUGGGUAUAUAUUUGAUCGAGUAGUUAAGAUGAUUUUGUGAUUUAUGGAUUUUGGUUCUUUCAGUGCUUGUUAAACUUUCCAAUGUUUUGUUAUCAUGUUGCUCAUUUAUGUCUGUGUAUGCUAGUAAUGCCAUUGUAGCCUUAAAACCAUGCCAUGUGGUGGCAUAUUUUGUAAGAGUGAUCCUCAUCAGUUAAGCACUGAUAGUGAGGACAUAUGCAUGUGAUACCAUACUUUGUGUGGAGGCAGUUUGUUUGGAAUGAUUACUUUAGUUUUGUGAAACCUUCAGUAUUGUUAUUCUUAAUGGCUUUUGUAUGCUGUGCUUGUGCUGAUUAUUUUGUAUUUUGUUUAGCAGACAUUCUGAAGAUGGACUGUGCUCAAAAUGCAUCAGUAUAUUUUUUUUGGGCAGCAAGUGACCUUUUUAUUUCUAGUGAGCUAUUUAGAAGUAGUAUACAAGUGCACUCAAUUAACAUCAUGGUUGCAGGCCUACUGUAUGUCACAAACUAAGAAAAAGAAAUUUUGAUACCUUUUUAUUGUGGCUACUUUCUCCCAUGUGCUGUUUCUGUAAUCGUGAGAAUGAUUAUUUCCUUUAAAUUUGGGUCAGCGUUUCAGUUGCAGUGGCAUAAAAAAGAUCCUGUGUCAAUUGUUGUAGAUGAAUGGAUACACAACCACACAGAAGUAGAUAUUAUUAUUUACUUUUGUGUCUGUCAACUUCAUAAAGUAUUGGGUGAUGGUGGUAUGGUUGCAUCUUCUGAUUUUAUGCAGUAUUGCAAAUGGUGAGCACUGUAUUUCUUGUAAAUUAAGGCAAAAUAAGGGAGUUGGGGUGAUGAGAUGUGAUAGAUUUUUGACAUCUUCUGUCGGUAUAAAGCAUGUAUCAUCUAAAUUAUAAAGUAUUAUCAUUACUCUUUUGAUUCUACUUCCAUCUUUUGGAAAGGCACAGUGGCUUUGGUAAAUAUAAAGUGAGUAAUGCAAUUUUUUGCAGAGAUUAUGAAUGUUGUAGAAACUGUUGCCAUUAUAUGUAAUCCUAUAUAUUCAGAAUUUAGCAGAUGCUGAUUAUGUAACAUUUUAUCACACAUCGUUCUACAUGAAAACCAAUCCAUUACAUCCACUGGUGGACAUAUGCUAUGAUCUUUAUUAAAUAUUUAAUAAUAAUUUAUAAAAAGUUCUAAGUAAUAUCUCUGAAUAUCUUUCUUGGUAACUUACACUGAGUUCUGAAAGUCUUUAUAAAUUACAUGGGGAGGAGCUAUGAUGAGAUGAGAAGGUUUAGUCAAUAUUUUGACAUUUUAUCCAGUUGCUGACAUUUUCCUUUUUCCUUUCCUUUUCACCUACAGCAUUCAAAGAAUCUUUAAGUGAAAUGUGGGAGUGUGUUCCUUAAGGAGUCAUGAAACCUUGUAUUAUUGUGUUCCUGUCUGUGUUAUUUCCUGUGUAUGUGCUUUGGCUUUAAGUAAAUUGUUUGCAGUGUUUGCACAUUUUCUUUGCUGACUAAAAUUAGUAUUUAUGUAUUGUCACCUACACAUAUUGUGACAUUACCUUUGUUCAUUGCAUAUUACUUUGUAUUAGAAUCAGCUCACCAGGUGAGUAAGUGUGCUCAUGGGAGUAGGAAAUGAUUUUACAUAUAACUUUUUUGCUUGAGUAAUUUGGCAUUUUUUGUUCAUAGCAACAGUCUCGUUGCAUAACAGUUUGCAGUUUAAAAGUAAGUCACUCUUUGGGUUGCCACUGGCUAUAUACAUUUUGCUUUAUAAACGUCAUGCCGGAAACAGUUGUGCUUGGUAUUUUGCACUGAAAUGUAAUGCAUGGCAUCCAGAAAUAAACAUGUGAAUUUAUAUGCCUUGUCUAAGAAGUGUCAUGGUGAGCAGCAUUAAAUUGAAAUUAUUUAAAACAAUAUAUUCCACAAAACAAUGCUGAUAAGGGGAGGGGGGAGUUAAUACAAUUUAUAAAACAAAAAUAUUGUUACAAGACUAGACAGUUUAUCACUUUGUUCUGAUACAGAGUAUUUUGGAGUAUAAGUAAUGAAAUUAUUUAUUGUCUGACAAAGUAUUCCUCACUUUCUGUUUUACUCAUAAAUGUUGCCUCUCCCCAACUGACUUAAGGAAUAUUUAAUUCUUGAUGGCCCUUAUGUUAAUCUACCAGUACUAUAACAAAUUAUUACUUUUCUUUGUAGACACAUGACAUUUCCAUGACAGGUUGAGCAGUCAGUGGACCUGGAGAAAAAUCUUUAAUUUCACUAUUUAUGUUUGUCUUUAACUUUAAAUGCUGGAGACUGUGUAUGAGAUGGUGAACUGCACCAAUAUACUCUGUUCUGUAUACUCAGUGAUUCAUCCUUCUAAUUUUUUAUUUUGCUACUGAUGACCAGGCAUUUAUGUCCUUUAAAACUUCAGAAAGUUUAUGUGAAUGAUGCAUAUAUCUGUAAUUUACAGCUGUGUGGCAAGUAGGAAAUGCCUGACAUAGUUUUCUGGUGCUUGUGGUAUAUUCAACAAAUAUUCCCAUUUCUGAAGUCCUGUUGUGAUGAGAAUAGUGGCUGCACAUUCAGCUGUCAAAACAGUGUAUCAUUAUUGUUUCUGCCCUAAUGUGGUAGUGAAUUUAGUUCCCUUAUUUAAUUUAUCUCAAAAGAAGCUCCAUUGUAAAGGAAUCUUCCAAUUAUUAAAGUUGUCAUGUCGAUGUCUUUCUUUCCUUCAUUUUGAUCUUAGCCUAUCUGUUAUUUUUGAAGUUUCUAUGCAUGUUUUCUGCCUCUUCUAUACAUAUUUUCUGCCUCUUCUGCCUCUAUACAUGUUUUAUGCCUCUUGCACUCCUUAUUAUUCAUUUUAUGACAGACAUAGUUUUUGUAAUUUUUAUUUAUUGAUUUUUUGUCAAUGAAGUUUGGUCAUACUGUGUAAAUCUGGGUGCAUUUUGACAUACAUUCAUUUUUCAGUGACACUAUUUACUGAAGUGAAUAAUUUUGUUUUGUGUUUGCUGUUCAUGUUGUGACCUCAUUUUUCCCCCUCUUACUUCUAGAAAUGGCAGUACCAUCAUGUAUGAAUUUCGUAUAUGCAGCUAACUGCAGUUACAUAUGAGUGUGAAGGACUCUUCUGUCACUGAUGUUGGUGCUUGGGUUUUUUCUGUAAUGUUGUGAUAUAAUACAACUACAGGGGCCAAGUAGUAUAUCGGUAGGAGGGCAAUAAAAGUUGUUACAAAUUUUUAUUGUUACUUGUGGAAAUUAUUCUUCAAAAAACUUUUUGAAUUGGUUUGUGUUGAGUAUAUAUUUUUAAAAAUGGAUUUUACAGUUGUCUUGGUGUUUGCCACAUAAAUUCUUCCCAAAACAAUGUAGUGAACUGGCAUUUGAUUUACUGUGACAAAGAAUUUUUAAUGUCUUUAAAUCAAAUGGACAGUCCAUCAGUUUCAUAUUGUAAACUGCAGUUUCCCUUGAUAUUUUAUUAGAAUGAAUAUUAGAAUUUGCCUGGAUUCCUGGCAUGUUUACAUAUUUCACAAGCAUUCGCUGGAUUGGAGUAUUAAAUAGCAAUGUUAAGCAAGAUUUAUGUGAGCUUUUUGUGAAUUUUGUUAUUUUUGUUUUCUUUCUGUGCACAAAAUUGUAUAGUGUGCAAUAUCUUUCAGUACAAUGCACCAGAAAGAUUCUGUAAUAGCUGUGAGAUGUCCCAAAAAUUAUUUCAUCACUGCAACUUCAUAAAUACUACUUAAAUACUGACAGGCAGCUUAAUUUUGCAAAUAAUAAGUUCUACCAGAACAUUUUCUUCCUUGGAAGCAUACAAAAAAUGUAUUUAUUGUUAAAUAUAACAAAAGAUGUGAUAGGAAGAGAUGAGGGCGACACAUACAUUUUGAGUCAUAUGAAUUUGAUAGGAUAGUGGUAGUAGUCAAGUACAAUAUUAUUGUCAUAGAUAAUUUUGUAAGAGCAAACAUGGCUGUGAAAAGUUUCUAAAGCCAACUAAGCAUUUUAAAAUUUUUAGCCCAAGAGCUGUUGUUGUCUCUCUCUCUCUCUCUCUCUCUCUCUCUCUCUCUCUCUUUGUGUAAAAGUGGAAAAAGUUAAUUUCUUUGAUUGCAACAGUAAAUUCUUGAAUUUGAAGUAUAUUGCUGUCUUGAGUAUUUGCAUGACCGUUAUAUGCCUGCUGUAAUUUAACAUUGUGAAGUUCCACAAAAUGCUGUUGGCAUUGUUAUCAUAUUCCUACUUUUUUUUAAAUUGCAGUUAUUGUUUGGUUGCUUUUGUGAACAUCUUCAAAAUUUUGUAUUUGAUUUAAAUGCAGUUAGUUAUAAAAAACAGAUAUUAAAUGAUUAAGAAUAGCAAAACUGUACCUGCUGCCACAAACUUGAAGAUCAAAGUACUUAAUUGUGAAAUGUGUUGGCCACCUGUAUUGUGACACUUUCAACAUAAUACAAACUGAAUGAAGCAUUGAACUCAUAUCAUGCUGUGGGUACUUAGAGGUACUUUUUAACGUAAAAAGUACAAAGUGACAUUUAUAUUAUCUUUUGGUAUCCUAUAAAUGCACCUGUGAAGAAAAACAUUGCACAGCAUUGAAUGUAAUGUCGUUGACUUCAACUGAAAUGUGAGGAGUGAAUGUUUAUGUAACUGGAUUCCAAAUAUGAAUUUUCUGUUUGUUUGAAGAUGAACUUUAGGAUGUAAUAUAAAGGACAGCAUAACUGUUGUAAUAAGGUGUGUGUGUUUUUAAAUUUAAUAAGAAAUGGAAUCUUUUAGACUGCCCCUUUUAGAAUUUAAGGACAGGAUCCUGCUACAGUUUGUCGGGAAAAAAAUGAGUGACCAAAUACUACAAGAUAUCAUUUUUUAUUGCAGACCAUACAUUCUUAACUGUUUUUGAACUGUGUAUCAUUUGCAUAAUAGUAAGCAGGAAAACAAUUCCAAGUCAUGAAUUCCAUUAUUUCAAAAGUGGAACCAAUUGUUCUAUAGUAAAAGAUUUUAGAUUAUUCAUGAGUGAUGUCCACCUAAAACAUUAUUAACUGUUCCAUAUAUAUAUAAUUUAUGCAAUUUACAUAUGUACUGAAUGGACAGAAAGUGUGUAAAGUGUAAGUUGAAUGAGAGGUUGCGUGACUGAAAUAUUUUUGUUUUUGAAUUGUUGUAAGUGCACAUAAUGUGUGAGAGCAAUUUUGUGUUGGUGUUGGAAUGAAAGAUAUAAUACACAGAAACUUGUACUGUCA
Schistocerca americana (American grasshopper) is the source of this 12900-nucleotide messenger RNA. It is a transcript of the gene Chi, whose product is annotated as LIM domain-binding protein 2. The record is from RefSeq and is a predicted model, not a curated record. Gene Ontology annotation, biological process: negative regulation of transcription by RNA polymerase II; nervous system development; positive regulation of transcription by RNA polymerase II. Gene Ontology annotation, cellular component: transcription regulator complex; nucleus. Gene Ontology annotation, molecular function: LIM domain binding. The coding region runs from base 538 to 2514 and encodes 658 amino acids. Lineage: Eukaryota; Metazoa; Arthropoda; Insecta; Orthoptera; Acrididae. The transcript has 10 exons.